GAUGAGCGUGGAGACACAGUACUACACCAUGCUGUUUCAUGGAAAAUUCGUCCGAACCCAGAGAUCAUGAUAUUGCUUGUUGAUUACAGAGCAGAUCCCAAUGCUCGGAAUAUAGUGGGGCAAACACCACUAUACGACGCAGUAGAAAGGAAAAGUCGAAAACUUGUUAAGGCUUUAUUGAAACUUGGAAGCGAUACAAACGCGAAAGACAGUAAUGGCGACACGGUGCUACACGUUGCUGCUGCACAGGCUGAUACAGCCAUGAUAGACCUGCUGCUCAAAAACAGUGCCGACAUCACGGCUGUCUCAGAUCUCGAUUGGACUCCUCUUCAUUACGCA
This is a messenger RNA of Talaromyces proteolyticus, 339 nucleotides long. Its product is annotated as ankyrin repeat-containing domain protein. NCBI's taxonomy places the organism in Eukaryota, Fungi, Ascomycota, Eurotiomycetes, Eurotiales, Trichocomaceae. The annotation marks the transcript as partial. The transcript has a single exon. Gene Ontology annotation, molecular function: protein binding. The record is from RefSeq and is a predicted model, not a curated record.